AUGGCAGUUGAAGAGUGCAGGUUUCUUGCCAGCAUUGACCUCCGGUAUUUGCCAUACUUCUGGAACAGAGAGAAUGGCGAAAAGAGCCUCCUCAUGGACUUGCUUCAAGAGAAGAAGUACAAGACUGCGCUGGAAUUGGUGACCCGCGGGGAAAUUUCUCCAAAAGAGACAAUACCAUACACAGGUACAUCCCUCUUGAAGCUGUCCUUCAGACAACCUGUACUGGAAGAUGUUGCCAUUCUUCUGGAUGCAAUGAAGCUUCGGGGUGAGAAAAUCGAUGACACCGAUUUGGAUGCAGCUUGCAAUGCAGGAUCCUUCUUGGUGGUUCAGAAGCUGCUCAAUGCCGGUGCUAUUCCUGGGCCUGAUGCCCUGCAUAGUUUGAUGGAAAGGGCCGGUCAACGAAAGGAGAAUGAGACACUCAAGAUCUUGCAUGUGCUACUGGAGGCCAAAGCUGAAAUCGACGGCUUGGGCUCAAAUCAACAGGUAACGCCUUUGGUCACUGCAUGCCGAGGUCUCAACCUUCCCUGCGGAGUUUUGCAGGCUUUGCUCCAUCUUCGUGCUGAUGUCGGCGGCGCAGGGCACGAGCCACCUUUGCACGCUUACGUUGGCAAAUGGGGCCGUGAGGAUGGAAUCCGGGUUUUGGCAGAGCACCGCGCCGACUUGAACCAAAAAGAUCGGAUUGGCCGGACAGCCUUGCAUUGCGCUUUGAGUGGGCAUUACCGGUUCAACUUGGCAAUGCUUCUCAAGUCUCUGGGUGCCGACCCAUUCAUUGCAGAUGCGAACGGGGUAAGACCCAGCCAACUUCUCAUCAGAUGCAACCAGCCGGAGAAGGCAGCAGAGUUGGAGGACCGUCGCAUGAAUCAAGAAGAGCUGAGGUUGAAGCAGGCCAUGGAACACCCUCUAGCCAAGAAGUUCGAGAGCUCUCUGAUACAGUCAGUGAGUUGGAUCCUGCGCAAUUCUCCCGAAGAUGGCUUCGGCUGCAUUAGCAACAACCAGUUGAAAGAUGAAUGCGAUUAUGGGGAUUGCAAGCUCUCUGAUUGCUUGGAUGGUUGCUCCCCAAAAGCUGUCGUGCUGGAGCUGCCACUCACCAGAUAUUGUGAAAUCCAUGGUAAUCUUCGGUUGACAGCGCCGCCUGAAGGCUUCACCGUGAAAUUCUUGCUGAUGGCAAUUUACAAGUUUUAUCAAGAUCCUUUUGGCGAUGCGGAGCUUUCAGAAAUCCGUCAGCUUUUCGGUAAAGGCAUUUUGGGGGACACCUUCGGCUACAUUUCCAACAAUGUUGGAGAGACAGAAGGUUCAAGGCCAAAGAAGCAGAAGGUUCAACGCAUUGAAUUGCGAGGGGAUUGCAUUUUCUUCGAAGGUUUCCACGAAUGCAAGUUUUUUGAAGAUGACCAGACCCUGUGGGGCAGGAUGUCCCUGGGAUCAUAA
Molecule: messenger RNA, 1425 nt
Organism: Durusdinium trenchii
Lineage: Eukaryota; Dinophyceae; Suessiales; Symbiodiniaceae
Source: the annotation of a GenBank genome assembly